Molecule: messenger RNA, 4404 nt
Organism: Trichophyton benhamiae CBS 112371
Lineage: Eukaryota; Fungi; Ascomycota; Eurotiomycetes; Onygenales; Arthrodermataceae
Product: MATH and UCH domain protein, putative
Exons: 4
Coding region: 1-4404 (1467 amino acids)
Biological process (GO): protein deubiquitination
Molecular function (GO): protein binding; cysteine-type deubiquitinase activity
Source: RefSeq, a predicted model, not a curated record
AUGGAGGUUGCCGUGGAAGCUCAACGAGCCUCUCUCAGUCAACCGGCCCCUCCCUAUACCUCUUCCUCUCAGACUCAUGCUUCAGCCGAGCCAGAGCCGCAGGCUGAGUCCCCAGAUCGCCACCAGGACCAGCAGAGUCACGACCAACCGCUACAAAAUGGCGUUAUGCCCACGGUAGCAGGUGUCCCUCCAUCUUCUGCUAUACACAGCUCUGCUACAGAGACAGAAUCCUCGGCUCCUGAUCGACCGGCCGUGGAAACUCUUGCACCGGUCUCCUCUGAAACAACCGAGCAGUCAGUCAACACUCAGGUUGUCGAAGUCAUCGAAACUCCUUCAACGGAUGCUCCCGUUGUGAAUGGAGAGCCGGACACGAUGGAAACCGAUACCGCUGUAAAUGGCGGUCAGGCUCCAGUGGAUGGCCAGAUUCAGCCCCAAAACGAAAACACACCCGUCAACGGUACCACCGAACAGCAAGAUCAGUCACAACCUCGAGAGAAUGAGGCACCAUCAGAGGACUCCUCGCCUUCUACCGCUUCUGACGGGUCGACAGACUCCAGUGAGUCAACCGAGCGAACGGGAGAAGACUACGACGAGGAGGACGAGAAUGAUGAGCCGGCCUACUGGGCCGAGUACAAGGAGGAUACCUCCGUGGCAGAGGGAGACGAGCUCAAGGAGAUCGAAAGCGGGGACGCCGAUCACAGUGCUCAUGAGUACGAUUACAUCGAAAAAUCAUUCUACCAUGAACUAGACGAUCCAGAGUACAAGCCGAUAGAGAAAGCCCGUAUAACGUGGAAGAUAACCGGAGUCCGGGGUACCAAGGAAAAGCCUAACAGAGCUACCAUCAUUCGGUCUCCACCAGCCUACAUCGGCGGAUACUAUUGGACCCUAAAGUUCUUCCCUCGUGGAAACAGUGUGGGAUCACUCAGUGUCUAUCUCGAGUGUUCCCCAACACCACCAGUGCAGGACAAGGUAGUCCUCGAGACUGAAUUCAAAGUCCUCAAGGGACCUCCCGAUGCGGUUUUGAGCGACCUGACCCCCGACCAAGAAUUUAAGCUGGCUGCCACUGUCGCUCCACCCAAGUCCACACAAUCCGAAGAAUCUUCCAGAAAGAGUCAAGAAAAGGACCGAGAAGAGCUUCCAGAGGCAGACAGCGAGGAAAAGACAGACAGUGAAUCGUCUCCCAAGCCGAAAUCGGACUUCCGUAUCUCGGCUCAAAUCGGAGUCGUCCUCUACAACCCAGACGAACCACGAACAGGCUGGACUCAAUCCUCCUGCCACCAAUUCAACUCCCACAACUUCGAUUGGGGUUGGACACACUUCCAUGGGCCCGGGCCGUGGAACACCAUCCACCUCCGCCAGCAUGGCCAGCGUCAAGCCCUCCUCCGCAACGAUACUCUAUGCUUUGAUGCAUACAUCCGCCUCUUCGAUGACCCCACAAAAUCUCUGUGGUGGCAUUCUAGCGACUCUGAACCUAUUUGGGACUCUUACUCCCUUGUUGGCCUCCGGCCUAUGGGCGAUGUGUCGGUGAACUACUGCCAGCACACAGCAGGCCUAGUGCCAUGGCUUCUCCUAACUCCAUUUAGAGAAAUGGUCAAGAGUAUCGAUGUUAUGAAGCAUAUCAAUCAUAUCGCCGCUCGCCCAAAGCCGGUGUGUGAGGCACUGCAGGUUAUCGUACAUGAGAUGACUGCAGAGAACAUUGCCUCUGUACGGACCGAAGGAGUACGAAGGGCGCUAAGAUACCUGCUCGAAGCCUCUGGAGAUGUAGUUGAAUUCUGGGAGCGCCUUCGACGAAGUCUCCAGAUCGAACUUGCCGGCACUGAUGCUAUUGAGAAGCUGGCCUCCAUCUUUGACAGCCCCCACGAUGACUCGAAGAUGUCAGACGAGUCAUUAAAUAUGCUUCCUCGUGAUUUCAACAGCCGCAUUCGUAUCACCUCCGAGAAUACUGAGAGCAUUCAGUCCGGUGUCACAGAAUACUUGAAGGCUCGGGAGGGUAAAUGGUCCCUCCCUCCUGUCCUCCAGAUCGAACUCUCCCGCCAGAAAUUCGAUAAGAAGGCUCGUCAGUGGAAAUUCCUUGUCAACCGUGUACACCGUAAUGAGGAACUUGAUCUCUCUAGCUUUGUCGACUCUGAGGUCCAGGGAAAAUACACAUUGUUCAGCUUCAUUGCUCACAAGGGCCAUCGGACAUCACGAUGGUAUUACCCACUCGUUCGGCCUGCUGGCAAAGGAACCCAUUGGCUCGCCUUCAAAGGUGAAGACCCUUACCGAAUCGAGUGUUUGACUGCCAAAGCUGCCACAGAAAAUUAUGAAGGCCUAGAUAUUGCAGAGGUUGGCAAUGGAGAGCCCGUCAACGCCGAGAUCGCAGUCGCAUUUAUCUACAUCCGCAAUGAUCUGCAGGACCAAUACUUGACUCCCAAGCUUGAGUCCUGGACCCCUUCGCCUGCAUGGCACCGUUAUAUGCAGGGUCUCUCCCCUGAUAGAUCAGCUGUUGAGCCAGAGCAGCAAAUUCUAGUUGUCUUCUAUGGCAUAAACGGCGUGUCGAAGGAUGCACGGAAUCCUGCGGCGGCAUAUGAUGUUAUUGACCAUCUAACCUCGGAAAAGGACACCAUAACAAUGACCGUUCCAGUUUCAAUGAAUAUCGGUGAAUUGAGAGCCAAGCUUGCGGUCCAACUCUCAACAGAUGAAAAGCCAGUUUCCAACGAAAGAAUACGUAUGUGGACUAUUGGGGCACCACAUGAGGUCCGUUUGUUCAAUUUUAGCAUGGAGCCUCUAGUUUCUAUGGGCUUUCAGCUUUCUAGCCUUGGUUGGAAUGCUUUGCGCAUAUGGGUUCAAAUCUUGAAUGAGGAAGAUGUGAAAUACUUCUCCAUCCCCGAGUUUGUUCCCCCACCACCUGUUCCCAAUGAAACAGAUGUGAAGGAGGAUUUGCCAGCUCCUCCAUCACCACCCCCCGUUGAAAACGAGGAGCAACCUCAGCCAGCUCAAGAGGUCCAACCGUCCAGCCAGGAUGAAGAUGUCGAAAUGAAUGAUGCUAGCCCUGAGGAAGCACCUACCCAACCUAAUCAGAACCAGGAUGAACCUGAACAGCAUUCAGAACAUGUCCCUAGUGCACCAGAACCGCCGGAACAUGAAAUGUCCGAUAAUGCGCCUGAGCAACCUGAGACUAAUGGCAUUGAACCCACCUCCGUCCCUGAAGCCCAGACCGAUGAGCAAGCUGCAAACGAAGCUAUCAUUGCCUCAAUAAUAGCACAAGACCUUGCACUCCUAGACCAGCCGCAGGAAAUGGACACAAGUGGCAGCUUUACAGAAGCCAACGGAAUUCCACCCCCUCCCCCUAUGAUCGACGAAGAAGCCGCAGGUUCCCCAAGAAAUGAAGUUGAAGAAAGCAGAGAAGUUCAGGAGCGUCACCCUGGCUCUGAAGACUCGCAGAUGGAAGGUUCUCCGAUUGUUGAAUCUCAAAACGAUGCCUCUGAAGAAACAAAUGCCCAAACAAGCCAAGAGGAGGUCCAGAGAGAGGAGCCCGUGGUUCUUGAGCCUCCGGUCACGAAAUCAGACCUUAUCUUGCCAUGCGACCAAGUGUACUAUUUCGUCCAGGAAUUCGAUGCUGACAAGCAGACUGUGGAAACCGUUGGUGCUUUCUUCGCGAGAUCAUCUUGCAACAUUCGCGAGCAGGUUCGAAAGACCCUAUCUCUCUCUGAAGAUCAGGGGUACAACUUCUGGUCCCGCCGUAAGGCCGUGGCUUCGGUUCACAGCGUGUCGUCAAGUCACAAGUUCAGAGAUCUGAUAAACGACGUUGGAUGUAUCAUUUUUGGAAAAACCAUCCCCAAACGCCGACAAACUGAACUUGUGGAGGAAGGCUGUUUCCUUUCUCCAGACCGUCUUCUGGAAUAUCUAUGGGCCGUUGAUCGCCAACACCCAACUAAAUCCUUCACAGGCAAAAAGACAAUAGAAGCCAUUCUAAAUGGUGAAUACUACUCUGGUGACCUCUGCAAAGGUUACUACCACGGCAACGGAACUCAUAUCUCCGAAGCCGGUGACACCUAUACCGGUGACUUCGUCCAAGGCCGUCGCCAGGGUACAGGUAUGAUCGAGCACAGCUCUGGUGACACGUACACCGGUGACUGGUUCGAAGACCAACCACACGGACAAGGGACGUGGGUCGAACACAAGACUGGCAACAAAUAUGUUGGCGGCUACCGUAACGGUAAACGCCACGGCAAGGGCGUCAGUUACUGGGAAGUAGCUGACGAGGAGAUGAACCUUUGCCAAAUCUGCUAUACCGAAGAACAGGACUCGCUGUUCUAUACCUGCGGACACGUGUGUGCCUGCGGAACAUGCGCGAGACAAGUCGAGAUUUGUCCCGUCUGCCGAGAGAAAGUCAUCAGCGUCGUGAAGAUUUUCAGAUGUUAA